Molecule: messenger RNA, 9814 nt
Organism: Acanthaster planci (crown-of-thorns starfish)
Lineage: Eukaryota; Metazoa; Echinodermata; Asteroidea; Valvatida; Acanthasteridae
Biological process (GO): protein phosphorylation
Molecular function (GO): protein binding; protein tyrosine kinase activity; ATP binding
Source: RefSeq, a predicted model, not a curated record
UCAGAGAAAACAUGUUUUCCUUAGAGCUGCUCUUUAAAACAGAAAAAAACAUGGACCAAUCAAUCAGAAUAGCCCCCUCUAGCACGAUGUACGACAAUCUACAACGUCUCUUUCUGUCCUCCUCUGUCCCCCUUGGGAUGCAAUAGGAGCACAUACUGUGAUGCAGCGGAACCAGACUGAACUAGCCCAGCAACACGCCCGCGCAUCCAUCGCGCGCUCCACGCACGCGCCGCACAGCCAGCCGUACCGUACCGUACGCCUUCGCACUUCCGGUAUUUUCGCCAUCUUUUUGAUCGAUCGAUCCCGCUUGAGGGAGGGAAAGCGAUUGACUCACAAAUUCCUUCCGUUUGGAGCGUUUCCGCAGAGUCAUCCAGACCGCCAACGUCAUCCUUGGAUACCACUAGGAUUUGGAGAAUUUUUCCAUGGGGUUCCUGUUGCCAGCGAGGAUAAACUGAGGAUAGUGGGGACAAUUUGUCUGAGUUGACCCUCUGACGAAGACUUCACGGAGGUCAAAGUAAACAGCGUGACUGCCGGAUAUUUUACGCCGGUCAACAGGCCAGGCGCACCGGAUCUUGAGUGGACACGCUACGCUAUACGGACCAAGACAACCGCCUGACUUCUGAAAGAAAAGCAUUUAUAACAGGUCUUGAGUGGCUGACAUGCUAAGGGUUCCCCCACCAUGCCUUACGAAGGCACCCUCUAUGAGUUCCUGAGCGAAGUGGGCCUGCAGCAGUACCACCAGGACUUUGUCAGCAAGCUCGGGGUGACCGCCAUCGAUCACCUCGCCUACGUCCAGACCGACGAUGUGCUGCAGCUGGGCAUGACUCAGCCCGAGUGGCGGCGGCUACGGGCGUCCAUGAAGAAAGUUAAGAAGGGCAAAUUCAAGCCUGGGAAGAAUGCCAAGGUAUCCAAGACCAAACCCACCAUCGUCAGGGUGCCCUCGCAGACGAGCUCACCCUCAGGGGGUCACAUCAUCCCGGCCUCAGCUAUCAACAUCCUGGACCGGGAACUGGGCAGAGGGGAGUUUGGCAAGGUGAUGCAGGGGAUAUGGACUGACAAAGAUGGCCAGAAGAUUCAAGUAGCAGUCAAGUGCCUGAGCCCGGAGAAGCUGUCAGCUGACAAAGCGCAAGACUUUGUCAAGGAGGCAGCCAUCAUGUACUCGCUGAAUCACGACAAUCUGGUCAAGCUGUUUGGAGUGGUUCUGGACGUGGAUACAUCGUUGAUGCUGGUGACGGAGUUUGCUGCCCUACGAUCCCUCCUGGAGAACAUCAAGCAGCCCACCCUGCGCCCCUCCUUCCCCAUCACCCUCCUGCUGGAGUUCGCCGGGCAGAUCGCCGACGCCAUGAGGUACCUCCACCUGUCCAACAUCAUCCAUCGAGACCUAGCCACCAGGAACAUCUUGCUGUUCGUGGAUGAUGAUGGUACUAAGAAAGUCAAGAUCAGUGACUUUGGGCUGUCUCGGAGGUUGAUCCUUGGGGAGAACUACCGCAGCGAGAUGAGACCCAACCUGAAGCUGCCACUAGCUUGGAUGCCAGUGGAAGCGCUAACUAAGCUGACCUUCACAAAGGCCAGCGAUGUCUGGAGUUUUGGCGUGACGAUGUGGGAGAUGUUUACGUACGGGCGCCAACCGUGGGCCACGUACACCGGAGAAGAGAUUUUAAAAGCAAUAGACAAGCCAGCAUUACAACGUCUGGAAAGACCCGAUGCCUGUCCCGUCAAGAUCUAUGACAUCCUUCUAAAGUGCUGGAAACAUGAGCCUGAGAAAAGGCCAAGCUUUGCCGAGAUUUGCGAAGAACUGCCCAAGGCCAAGCCGGUUCAAGUCCGAGCCAUCACACACUACAAACCUACCAAAGAUGGCGAGCUAGCAUACCGAGCAGAUGACAUCAUCACUGUCUUGGAUGCAAAUGAAAAUUCCGGGAUCUGGACCGGUAUCCUCGCCAGUGGUAAGAUAGGAACCUUCCUGCGAUGCAACACAACCCUCUUGGGCAGCACCAGUACUGCUGGAGGGAGUAGGUUACGCCGAUGGAAGAGCGGGUUCCGAUCGGACAAGAGAGACGCAAGGAAAAGUUGGCAUGGUCGGCUGACAACGGAUGCCAUUGGGACGCCCAUGGGGGCCCGGCAUAUAUUCCAUGUGGGGCCAGACGGCACAGUGCAGGGAGACGCAACAUUCGGCGGAGACUAUCGGACUCUACCUUCGGAGAGUAAGAUCCGCCAGCCCUGGAGUAGUUCAUCGUCUGUCUCAUCGGCAUCUUCAGCCUCCACCACCCGUUCCCCACCUCGUUCCCCCUACCGCACUAACCCCCCGGAUCAGAAGGUCCCCGUCGGAGCCAGCUCCUCGGCCACCUUGCCCCCGAGCCACUCGGUGCAGUCCCUGCCACCCCGGUCCUCCCUCCUCAAGGCCAACGGUGAGCUGACCAGCAGCACGCCCGAACUGGCCAGUGCGGGGGCUCCGCUGCAUGCCGACCAGGACGAGCUGGACUCUGAUCUCAGCGAGCUGCCGGCCGUCUUACCCAAGGAGAGGGAGGUGUUGGCCUCCGCAGCUGCCAAUUCCAGGAUCGCUGAGGAGCCCAAGAUCUCCCCUCUGACGGAGACCACAAUGGAAGCUGGGGCCACAAUAGAAGCUGGGGCCACCGCUUCCUUCAGUGCCGAAAUGGAGAGACCGCCGUCCCCAGACUCCUUUUCUCUCUCCUUGAAUUUGGAGAUGGGAUCACUGCUGGAUGAGUUCAUGUGUGAAUGGGACGAUCGGAGACACACAGUGGAAAUCCAAGAUGGCAAAAUGAUGCAAAGAGUGCCGAAGGAGGAUAAAAACAAGAACUGGGAAGUGGGUGGCACCAACAGCGACAGUGGCUCCUUGUCAUCCUCGUCCACAACAGGUAAUACCCCUCGCCCUGGGUCUCUCCAUUUAUCCAGCUCUUCCGGAUCCGAGGGCGGGAAAAUGUCCCGAGGGGGUGUUGUGUCUGUCCUGAGGUCCUCGUCUAAGAAGAAAGCUGCAGCAGGUGGUGCUGUGGGCACCGAUGGGUCAGGGGAAGAGAGUAUGACUCCGUUGCACAACAUGAUCAUAAAGGAUUCGCCAUCCAAUCCAGCCAAGACGUACAGACGGGUACCAGCAUCAACUGGUACCUCACCAGCUGCUGUGGCCACAGGUGAAGGCGCAACAGGUGGGGAUAGGGACUCACCAGACGAUAGCUGCGGGAGAAGCGAAGGGUCAGAAGUCAGGCUGAGGGUUAACCUGAAUAGGGCCAACAGUGUGCAGGAUAAAAAGGAUGAGAUGAACUUUGUGAGGUUGUCUACAUCGCCGCCUUCCAAGGCAGAGAAUGAUUACAUAGACAUCAGCAGUUUGGCCAAGUCUAGUCCCAAUUCGCCGGCUUUGGAUGGGGUGUCGUCGCGGCAGCCAUUUGUGUCAUCAAUGUCAACCUCAUCUUCGUCGUCCUCAGAGAGGACAUGUAGUCCGCCGUCCUUGAGUUUGAGUCAGAAGGUAUCAUCUGGGGACUUCUCAAGCCCAAAUGAGUAUGAGGAACUGUCUGAUGCUACAUCGGCGGAUCCUGAGGAUGUUCUCCAUCCCAUGCCGACAAAACCCAACUUUGUCAGUCAAUAUCCUCCUGCCAAAGAGGUUGGCCGGAGCAAGAGCAUGCGGGUCACCAGCUCCGGUCCAGCUGUGGAAGACCUUGCCAAGAGGAGGGGUCAGUUUGGUCGGAGUCGCAGUCUUAAAGAAACAACUGCCACAGCCAGAGCCGAAGAAGUCUAUGCAAAGUUGAUUGGAGGGAGGAUCAGUGGAUCCCCCACACUGCCACCCAGAGCGAGCCCAGCAGUUUCUUCGCCUCCUAGGGCAGUAGGCUCCCCAGGAAAAUCCACAAAUCCAUUUUUGGAUGCAAGUAGCAGUCCGACAGCUAGUCCCUCUAGAAGGCAUGUUGGUGUCUUGGAAAGGAUGAGUUCUGUGGAUAGUUCAGAUGGAAGCAACAAGGACGGUUGGCAAAACAGCACCUCUGACAGAGAUUCCAGAGAGCUACAGUUUGGUCCAGGGGAUCCGUUGGAUGAAGGUGUGGAGGUCACAGGUGACAAAAUGGAGGUUAAUAUUGGUGUGAAAGCCUUACGUAGCAGGUUUGAUGCCCCGUCACCACCCCCCAGGCAAGCACCCCAAAGCCCCAGCCCUAAAAAGCCUCCACCUCCUAAGGUUCCCCCUCGUGGUCCCCGCUCCCAGAAACCUCCCCAGCCUAGUGUGGUAAAAUCCACUGCUAACAUAGUGUUACACAGUCCCACUGGGAUAACCCAUUCUCCAAAAGGGUUGAACAAUAACUAUUCCCCAGAGGGGGACAGUAAAGUCUUUGGUAGUCCCGACAGUCAGUCUUCCAUCGAUGUGAAACUGAGUCCAAAAACUCUGCAGAGCUUAGAGAAAAAUAUGCCAAGGCGAGUGCGACGGUCCGUUGGUGAAGCUCGUAUCAAGCGUCGGGGCUCAAGCGAUGUUAGCGAUUCGGACAAUGAACCCAGCUUGGUCAAGCACCACUCGGCUGACAUCUCAUUGCGAACCGUUGAAGGGGACAGUUCCUCUGAAGAGACGGCCGGCAAGUUUGUUGGGGGUGAGAGUGGUGUUGGCUUCGGUGUAUCCUUGGCCCGCCCACUUCCAGAUCUACCUGAAGACCAGACUAACAGAAACACAGCCAAGUUCCCCCGACCCCUACCACCACCACGAGUACCCUCCUCUUCCUCGCACCCUCAAUAUCGCCAGAGCAUGCCAGCAAGGUCCCCUGGUUUCGCCUCGGACCAAGCGACGUCUCGAGCCAACAGUGAAGUGGAAAGAGUGGACCUUGCUGAUUUCGCUCCAAGACCAGUCCCCCUACCAAGCCCUUCCAACGCCCCAAAUGCAGGCAAUGAUAGUGAUGGAGAAGCAGACGAACGCUACAUGCCACCACCGACCCAGCGACAAAUCAAUGGAGCUUUGAAUUUUGGUGCUCAAGGUGUCAGAAACCCAAUGACUCGUGGCCACACCAUAGACGUCAUCAUCCCCAACCAACAUUCCACAAACCCUUUUCUUCAAGCUCAAACGCCCUUGAGACCUCCUUUACUGACUAGCCAAUCGGUGGACUCAGGGAGGGGUACUGCCGAUGGAAUGGAGGACCUUGUAAGGGCUUCACCUGAAGACAUCCGUCGGAUAAUCCAACAAGAGUCAACCCUCAAGACACUUGCAUCACAGAGUGAUGAAGACAGUUACGAUGAUGAUGACGAUGAUGAUGAUUCUCGGGACUAUGUUGUUUGUAGGUUUAACAAUGAUGAUCUAAGCGAUCUGCCAAGCAGACUCCCACCAGCUCCUCCAAUCCCAGUGUCCCAAUGCAAACCCUCAAAACCAAAGGAGCUCGUCCGCGAAACAGAAUACGAGAUCAUGAACCCCCAGAGAGAUUCAGUGUUCUUAAGUGAAGUGGAGCAGGUCAGUGUGGGUGUGCCAGUGCAGCAGAACAUACCACUGGCGGAGCGGGAACUCCCGCCCCUGCCAGCUCUCAAAGAUGACAACCGGAGCAGUUCCCUGACGCGCAGUCGCAGUGCCCAUUCUUUCACUUGGUCCAGCAGGAUCCCCAGCUCCCAGCAGUUGAGAGAACGCCGCGGCACACUUGCUUCCACCAGCCGAUCAGAAACCCUCAAGGAGAUCGACGAGAGACAAGGUACAAGGAGCCUGGAUCGCUUGGAGAGGAAAUCAAGAAGUUCUGAUGAUAUUCCAGAGGAAGAGCCUGGACUCAAGGAGGUAGAGAGCUUGACAGAUGUUCUGGCCCGCACUUACAGAUCACCUCCAGUUUCUGUGGGCUCCAGUAACUACAUCUUCCCUCGCCCGCAAAACAACUUUCUGUCACAAAGAAUCCAGGCACCGAUGGUCCACCCCCCGAUCCCUAAAGAUCCUCCGCCCCCGUCAGUCAUCAACAACUACCACAUCCCACGGCCUCUACCGGCAUGCUCCUCAGAGGACUACAUUGACAUGACCAACACCAGGCGAAGGCAGAGUAAUUUAGCAGGGUUCGGAUCAGGAAAGGGGGUGGGGUCAGAGAAGACUGAAGGGGUGGAUGCCAAGCCGCCUGAUGGAGGACCUCAGAAGGCCUUGGACAUCCAAUCCGUCCGAAAAGAACUUCCUGAUAUGAUCUCUCUAGAGGAGUGCACUCAAGUCCUGCGAGAUAACCUCUGGAAUGUUCCGCUGACCAUCAAAAUCCUAAAAAUUCGCUACCUGACUCGGACCUUCCUGAUGGAUGAUGGCACUUGCCGUCAGGCUCUGGAGGAAGCAAACUGGGAUCUCGGAAUAGCCUCGGCAAUCAUCGGCCAGUCUCCGGAGAGCAGCAUCAGCUUAUGAUUUGGCUCUUCCAAACAUUGUUUCCAAAUCUUGGCUGUGUUACAAUCAUUGGUCUGCCGAUUUGAGACCCACAGGCUCAGCAGGCUCAGUGCAGCAUCAUUUGCUGCAACAGAAGUAUUAGACUGUGUCAUCUGAGAUCAAAGUUUUGGAGUAUUUUCAAAGUGAUGCUUGAGACUGAUUUCUGAACUCAAGAUGAAGCAGUAGACAGAGACAAAGCGAGGUUUGGAAUGUUUGAAGGAAUCGGUAUGUUUCACUUUUUUGCACAUAGAAUUUUGUGCACAUGAUUAAUGAUGGCUUCCACUUUCACAUCGUUCAUUUGGUGCUUCAGUAAUUGAUAAACAGGGAUUAGAAUGUACACUUAAUGUUAACUUUUAAGUUCUGAAGAUGUCUCUUUGAAGCAAGUAGGUAAUCGAACACUCAACAUUGUGAAUUGGUGAUACUGAGUUCAUCAUUAUACACAUCAAAUGCGAGCUGUUAUUUGAGGACAUCUUAGUUUUUGCCCUUGAAUUUCAUUUUCAUUCUGAUAUUUUGGUACUACUUGAGGAGGCCCUGAGAAAUAUCAAGUGUUGAGUGGGGUGGAGUGUGAGUCGUUUUGUACUCUGCUGAACUCAUGCUCAUUUUGUUUAACUUGUUGAAAGUCAACAAGUGGCACUUAGCUGUUUUUCCAAGUAGCAAAGAUUUGGAUAAUCCUGUUCCAUUUCAGGAAAACAUCGUGGUUGGUGUUGGGGGUAGCUUGUGAACAUGUACAUCUAUAAAUGUUUUGACAUCUGAUUGUGGUGGCAAUAACUUAGAGUAAAUCUUGCAGAUGUGUAGAGUUCUACGAGGACCAAAAUGAAGAAAGUGGGUGAGCAGUAAUUGGAACAAUCACAGUUCAGAUGGCGAUUAACACGAAAUCAAGAAUUUUCAAUUAAUACUCUUGUCAUACCUCAUUUAGUCUGUUAUAUGAUGAGACGAGGCUGGUAAAUGUGAUUUAUGAUUGUAAAAUGAAAGACUUGAUUUCAUUUCUGACAUCUUCCAUAUUUUCUUUACAGACAAAUCUUAAAAAGGUGAGGUGUGUUAGUUAUUAUAUACAUGUAGGCUGGUACCAGUUGUAAAAAUUGUUGCUGUAACAUAGUGUGCCUUCAGGGUACAUUACAAAGAUGGCUGCAACCUAAAGCAACUUUGAAAAGCUUUUACUGUGUAAAUCAACAUAAGCUAUUUUGGCCAUCUCACAAAGUUCCAAUAUUAUACAGUUCGGUAGUUUAACAAAAUCUGGUACUGAUGGCUAUAAUUAAAUUUUUUCUUUCUUUGUACUAUGCAAAGCAGUCUUGCCAGGUUGAAUUUGCAGCUUUUGAAGCAAAAAUCAAUGUUAAGUUUCAUCUGUGGCAACUUGCCAAUUUUUUAUUUGCAUUUCCUCUCAAAACUUGAACACUAGCUGUAUCACUAGUUUCCAGACUGCAUCUUAUGUAUUGGAAAAUGUGUUUGCAUGUAUGUGCCUAUCCGAAUGAAGUGCACACAUCGAUAUUAAUCCAAAGAAAGUCCCAUUUCUGGUUUCUGACGAACUUUUGGUACUUUAUACCUGUACAGUUGGAUGGCCCAGUAUGCUAAUUGAUCUGCGUAUCUGCUUUGAAUAUUUAAUAGGCAUAUGUAUUCAUUUUUAAAGUAACUACACAUGUACAUGCUUUGAAUUAUUAUGUGUGUUUGGCAGGUGUUUAAAGAUGACAAAAUGCUGGAGUGCAAGAAAGUGAGAAAUUUUAAGUUCAUCUUGUGACAUAACUUAUUGAAUGUGCUUUUGAUUAGAGGACAUCCUUAUCAUGUGGUUCUGCUUUAACCUUUACGCAACAGUUGAUUCUGGCUUCAACAUUUUCUCCAUUUGGCCAAUACACGAUCUGGCCAGUAAUGUACAUGUGCAGGAUUUGUGAGACCCAUGCUUAACUUUGUAACAUUUGGAAAUUGACAAACAGGUCACUCUUCCGGUUACCCAGUCUCAGUUAAGGGAACUUGAUUCAAGUCCAACAGUGUUAAGAAUAGUAAUUAAUUUACAAAUGUAAGCUCUCCUUGCAGGAAGGACAUUGUCUCAUAUACCAGAAAGAGUUGUUUUAAUUGAUAACGACUGUAUAUAGUUAUUCACUGGUCACGUAUGUAGCAAUAUAACGGGAAAAAGUUUAAAGUCAGACUUGAACCUAGACAAACUAUUUCAUGAGAGGAAGCAUGAAUUCUCUUAUUGCAUUUCCAAAAUCAAGUGUCCAGACUAUGUUAAUAUGCUAUCAAAUUGGUAAGUGCUGUUUUUAAUGUGUAAUUUUUUUUAUUUAUCAGGUUAUCAAUUUGUGUACUUUCUUUCAGUGAGCAUGACGCUAUCUGCUUUAACACGUGGUGAACAGGGUUAACUAGGAUUAAACAGCUAGGCUAUAAUCUGGGUUAACGGUUUAACUAACAUGUACUUGGUAGUCUUCGGUAAAAACUAAUUCUAACAUGCAUGUCUUGCAAGGGAAAGUAUGGCUACUUGCCUUAAUGGUCGUAACAACUGCAUUCCUUGUAACAGCAGAAUGGUCAACAUUUGGUAAGAAUUGUCACAUUUAUACUUACGUUAAAAAAUGUAUAAAUUGAAACGUGUAAUUUAGCAUUACCAGAGCAGUUGUACAGGGUGUGUGAAACAGUACCAAUUUAAACAAUGUUUCUUGUUGAAAGGAUAAAAACAACAAUUUGAUUGUAUUACAUAAGGCAGAGAAUUGGUUGAAACCAUUCGAUGGAUUUGGCCAGUAAAUCCAGGGCAAUUUUGCGGGUGCCAUGAAGUCAGAGACGGUAAACAAUAAUUAUCCAAUUUCCAUUUUUUAAAAACUGCGUUUUGUACUCUCUUGCUUUCAUAUUAAUUUGUCUUUGGAUCUGUAAAAUGUGCUUAAAUUUGUCUUGUACUUUGGCCCAAUCUGUUCCUUUGAAACAGAAUUUUCUUCAUGGUAUUGUGUUGUUUUUCGUUCUUAAAUCACGGGGACUUUGAUGAAUUGAGAUGUAGUCUUACGUUUUUGAUACUGACAAAACCAAGUUGGGGAAAGAGCUGGUCUAUUCAAAUCAGUAGGGCAUUUUCCGUGGUUUAGUCUUAAGCUCGUGACUUUUUCACCCUAGGAAGGCACCCUGUCUUUGUAUUAAAUCAAAGAGUGUCAACAAUGUAGCCUUUGUCCAUGCCUAGGCCGUGUCUUAAUCAACCUGCUGCGGCUAGUAGUAUCACACGCGUCUAUGGGAAGUGGUGUAGCCAUUAGACAGUGGCUUCUAUAGGCGCAUGUGUUAUUUCCAGCCGCAGCCGUAACAUUCAGACAUUGCCCCCACAAGCUCAGUGUAUUUAUGAUACGGCAUCGCAAAGUGUGUGCAUGUUGUAAAAGUGUCAACAGAUACAGUACGAUGUAUUAUGCAAACUAUGUUACAAUGUGAAAUGCUUUGUUUUCUAAUCUUUCUGUAACAUACUGUACAUGCGUAAUCUUAACUAAUUUUCAUAUUAAACAUUGACCCGAAAACGCA